Messenger RNA from Zychaea mexicana, 3704 nucleotides. RefSeq lists its product as uncharacterized. Lineage: Eukaryota; Fungi; Mucoromycota; Mucoromycetes; Mucorales; Lichtheimiaceae. Gene Ontology annotation, cellular component: plasma membrane. Gene Ontology annotation, molecular function: calcium-activated cation channel activity. The transcript is spliced from 5 exons. The record is from RefSeq and is a predicted model, not a curated record. The coding region runs from base 115 to 3303 and encodes 1062 amino acids.
AUCUUUUAUAUUUUUUUUUUCCUUCUCCUUUCUGUUGGUUGGUUUUUCCUUCACCUUUUUUUUUCUUUUUUUCCUUGUUCUUGCUAUUAUUUAAACCUCUUUCAUCCCCAAUACAUGGAAGUUUACGAUGCUCUGCGAGAACAAGCAGAGGAGGAUGCGCAUAUGACCCUGAAGUCCAUGGGUAUGCAGCUGUGCAUCAACGUGGCCAUAUCCAUCGUAGUAAUACUGUGCGUCAGCUACCUUCGGCCUCGACACUUUUUAGCAUACCCGUCCAGCAAAGCGAGCAUCGGUUCAACCACCUCUACCCCGACUCGCAGCAGUAGUAGCAGUAACAGUAGCAGUAGCAGUUCUAGUACUAGAAGCAGUAGUGCAACAAGUGAUGGUGGUAGUGGUGAUGCUAGUGACACCAAACAUGCUGAGCUCGGCUGGAGCGAUUGGCUGAGACAGCUGGCAAAAGUUUCAGACGACUUCCUUAUCGAUGGUAUAGGCUACGACGCCGUGCUCUAUCUGAGGUUCAUGCGCACGCUUCGCAACAUCCUGAUUGUCCUGACGAUCAUCGCCCUCGCAGUCCUCAUGCCAAUCAACGUUGCCGCCACUCGGAUCACUGGCGACUGGCCGCCUGUUUCAUUCGACAUUGGCUUUCUUUCAAUCUCGGGCAUCAACUUUCGGGGUGGUCAGGAGGUCCAGGAUCCCGACCAAUCAUGGUACCUGUCGCCCGUCGUUGCGACCUGGUUCUUUACGGCGGUGGUUGUGUACUUCUUGCACAGAGCAACCAACGACUACAUUGCAAUGCGCAAGAAAUUCUGUCGAUCGCCAGCGUACAGCCUAUCCUCCCGAUCCCUGCUGGUCUCAUCCAUCCCUGCACAUGCCGCGCGCUCGGACGUUGAUUUUAAAUCGUGGCUGGAAACGCGACAUGGCAUUAUUCAAUACCCGAUCGAACAGGUCUGGCUGGGCCGGCAGAACUCAAAGCUUCUUGACCUGGUGCAACGGUAUCAAGAAGCCGUGUAUCACCUCGAGGACGCGUUGGCGGCGUACGCAAAAGGUGCACCGGGUCAUAGAAAACGGCCCUCUAUCCGGAUUUGGAAGAAAAAACAACAACACCACCAUCGACGAUUAUUGCCAUUCCCGUUUUGCCUAUUCCAGCGGGGCGAGACCAUGGAUGCGAUCGACUAUUACACGAAGCAAGUCAGUGACCUCAACCGCAUGGUCCGCCUCAAUUCCACCACCAAGAAAGAGUCCCUUUUGGACUACGGCUGGGUGACGUUCCGCAACAUGCGCAGUGCAAACAAUGCGCUGAAAGAAUUCAAGCGCAAAAGUAGUCGUCUCAGCGACACGAGGGCUUGCAUAUCGCCACCGGCCAAGGAUAUCUUUUGGUCAAACAUGUCCAUUCCUCAAGCCAUGCGGGCUCUCAAGGUAUGGCUUGGCCGAGGCCUGUUUGUGUCAUUCAUGGUUAUUUGGCUCAUUCCAAUUGCCAUACUAUCGGCCCUGUCCAACAUGGUCAACAUGAUUCGCAUGUACCCUGAGUCCCGCAGCAUGAUCGAAAAACACUCGUUUGUGAUCGGCCUUAUCCAAGCCUACAUCACGCCACUCACCAUGGCCUUUCUGUUCUACAUCUUGCCGCACUUUUUCCGCUACCUGGCCAUGAAGCAAGGCUAUCUAACACGCACGGCCCGUGACAGCAAAGUGCUGGCCAUGCUGUACAUCUUCUUUCUGAUCAACCACCUGCUGAUGUUCACCAUCUCGUCCAUGUUUAUCGGUCUCUACGGCCAGCUGCGCCAAUUGGUCUUGGACGGCAUUCUCGGCGACGAGUACAUUACCGAAUACGUUGCACAGCUCGCGAAGAACAUGUCCGAUGUGUCUUCGUUUUGGAUUAACUUGUACUGCAUCCGUGCCUUUGGUGUUUCCUUGGAGCUGGUUCAAGUCAUGCCCGUGCUGAUGGUGACAUUGCGGAAAUACUUUAUGCGAUUGACGCCACGUCGGUUCAAGAAAUUGGCCAUGCCGCCCAACUUUGACUUUGCGUUGAAUUACAACAUCGUCUUGUUUUUCUUCACAAUUGCUUUAGUCUAUUCGUCCACAGCACCCUUGGUACUACCCUUUGCGCUCGUCUAUUUCGUUACGUCGUCGUUUGUCUACAAGUACAUGUUGAUGUACAUAUAUGUCACUAAAACUGAAAGUGGCGGACGCAUCUGGCCAACAGUAUUGCAUUCGACGAUAUUCUCGACUAUUGUCUUUCAGUUGGUCAGCUUUUUGCUUUUGUUGCUCAAGGGGGGGUAUGAGCAAGGUUUAGGCAUUAUACCAUUGCCGAUGUUCACCCUGGCGUUCCAAUGGUGGUACGGUCGUCGUUUAAAACGCUUGACAUCAAGCGAGGCCUUGGCGUUACAAGACGAAGAAGAAGGAGAGCAAGAUCACCAUGAAAAACCAUCUUCGUCAGCCUUGUUGCAAGACCAAUAUCGCAAUCCGCUUUUCGACCAUACCUACUUGAUGCCUGUCAUUCACGAUGACAUGCGCUCACUUUUGACGCAAAUUUACCCCAAUUAUCAAGAGCAACAGCAACGACGGGGACAUAGAAGAAGAUCUCCCUCUUCUUCUUCUUCCUCUACAAACUUUGAUCCGAACAAUAAUAAUAACGACGAGGACAUUGCUUAUCAUGGAAUCAGCAACAGCAGUAGCAGUAGCAGUAGCAGUAGUGAUAGUGACGGUAACCAACCAUUCGGCAUGUAUCCCACGAACCCGGAUUUCCAUGUCGUUUUACACGACCCGGUCGAGAACCGAUCCGUGGUGUUCCAUACCGUCACCGACGACUAUUACACGUACGAUCAAAAUCAAAAUGACGAUUACUGCCCAUGCUGCCAUGGACCACGACGACAAUAUCUCUACUACGACGAUCCUCCUGUGGGCGACUCUAAUAUACCAAUAAUACCAGUAGACCCGCGCAACGAAAAAGCGUUGAUGGGUCAGCAACAACAGCAACAACAUCUAUCACCAGCAGAACAACCUUCAGCCCCUCCUUUGUCAUUAAUCCUGACACCGUCCCAAUCUUUUGAAGCACGGCGGAAAUCGUCGGGACCCAUAGAAGAAUGGAGACAACGGAUGGAUGUGCAGCGAUCCUUUCAACCUGCUCCUGCUGGUAACAGCGGUGUUACUGAUCUUUUUGCCGCUGAGCCUUCUACACCUCAAACGCCCGAAUUACCGACAUACUUGGACGCAAUACGUUCUCCGCCACUAUUGCGUCCUGUCCAGCCACCGCUUCGUCGCCAUUCCGAUCCAAGCGUUUAUAAUGCCAAUAACAGCAAUCAGCACUAAUCAUACAAGGAGCUGUUCUUUGACACACGAAGUUAUAGGGCUCUACUUUUUGACGGACCGAGGAAAGCAACAACUUGUACCAUAUUGUAUCGCAUACAUAGCCCUCUCUUUCUCUCCUCCAUCUUUCCUUCUAACCUGUAUAUACUUAUAACAACCAAUAUCACCACGUGCAUGUCUUUUUCCUAUUAUCACUUAAAUACACAGAGAUUACAUCAUCCUUUCAUUUUAAUCUUUUGUAUGGAUUGUCCCUUUUUUUUCAGGUACGUACUCAAUAGCCAUAUUAAUAGUAAGUAUUGCUGGUACCACAUGAGAUCAAAAGCGCAAUUUAUCGGCAGCAUGUUUAUACAUAUUGCCAAGAAUCGCAGGGACUUGGCCGUAUUGAGAGGAUAUGAAUAGAAGCG